This is a messenger RNA of Sesamum indicum (sesame), 850 nucleotides long. RefSeq names its product adenine phosphoribosyltransferase 5. Gene Ontology annotation, molecular function: adenine phosphoribosyltransferase activity. Lineage: Eukaryota; Viridiplantae; Streptophyta; Magnoliopsida; Lamiales; Pedaliaceae. The record is from RefSeq and is a predicted model, not a curated record. Gene Ontology annotation, cellular component: cytosol; cytoplasm. Gene Ontology annotation, biological process: adenine salvage.
ACCAACCCCCAAGAUACAGUCUUUAAUAAUACACCAAUUACAACUUCUCUCUCUCUCUCCCUCUCUUCCACUCUUUUCUCACUCCUCACCCCGAGAGAUAACAAGAACACAGAGCAAAAAUCAAGAAAUAGUGAAAAGAGAAAAGAUGUUUGCAGCAGAGAAUGGUUUAAGGGGUGACCCAAGAUUAAAGGCCAUUUCUGAUGCCAUUAGCGUUGUGCCCAACUUCCCCAAACCAGGUAUCAUGUUUCAGGACAUUACAACACUUGUCUCUGAUCACAAGGUCUUCAAGCACACUGUUGAUAUCUUUGUGGAGAGAUACAGGGACAUGGGCAUCUCUGUUGUUGCUGGUGUCGAAGCGAGAGGCUUUAUAUUUGCCCCUCCAAUUGCGUUGGCAAUCGGUGCCAAAUUUGUCCCUCUGCGUAAACCGGGGAAGCUGCCUGGUGAAGUUAUUUCUGAAGCAUACGAGCUCGAAUACGGUAGUGAUUGUUUGGAAAUGCGAGUGGGUGCUGUAAAACAAGGCGAACGUGCAUUGGUAGUCGAUGAUUUAGUGGCAACGGGAGGGACCCUCUCUGCUGCCAUAAGGCUUUUGGAAUGUGUCGGUGCUGAGGUUAUCGAGUGUGCAUGUGUUAUUGGAUUGCCAGAGGUAAAGGGACGGCGAUUGUUGGAUGCAAAACCAUUAUAUGUCUUGGUGGAACCUCGUCAAUAGAACUUCAAUUUCUGAGCCGGAGGGGACUUGAGACAAGUACAUUGUGUGAAGCGGAUGCUGACAGCUCAUGAGUUUGUGGGGGGAGUUCUGUCGAAUUUUACCGGCAUUGCAUAUAAAGAGUGGUCAUGCAAAGAGUUCUGUCGA